GCAGCCGUUUGGUCAGCCACACGCACUGCAGUCGUCUUGGGAGCGGGAGUCGCCGGUGCGUUGGCAGGUCCUGCCGGAGCUGUAGCCGCAGCAGCCGCUGCUGGCGCUGGUAUGUACAUCCGUUCAUCCAUAACAGAAAACCGAAAUGCCAAACGGAAACGUGCAGCAACAGCGACGCCGGGAACCUCGGAUGAUUCGACAGAAAGGCCAAAGCGGCCCAAAACUAAUGGCAACCAGCAGGAAAUGAUUGUAGGUAGGGACGAGUACUCACAUCAAGCCAACAGCGGAUCAUCAGGAGUUACAGACAUGCGGAUGAAUCUUGCGGACAAAAUGAUUCUACCGGCCAUAGGAACGGAAAUAAGUGUGGAUACGAGGCGCACAUAUCCGGGGACCAUUCUUCAAGAGAGUUUCGUUCAGCAAAGUUACACCAUAGUUUUACCUUCUCAUUUGGGUGUAACGAACGCCUUGGCCUCAUCUGAACGAGCUCCAACAGUUCACAGUUCGUCAACUCUUGAGAACAAAACAUGGAAUUUAAGUAGGAAACCCAGGGCAGCAGCUGUGGCUGAAAUUCAACGCCUUCAAGGUUUCUCUAAUUCGCAUGGCCAACUGAGAAACAACGAUCCGAAUUUUAAUAGGAAUUUUUCUGUUGGUCUACGUUGCGAUGAGGACGAAGAAGAGGAUGAGGAUGAAGAUAUUUUGUCAACCAACUUAAGUACUAGUAAAAAUGUGACUUGGAUAUUAGAAGCAUGGGCUUGUUGGGCGACGUGGUCAACCAAGUGGUCAACUCCGUACCAAUAGUGGGCCACAUCAAGGGAAUGGUCCACUAUGCGUGCGGCGAUACGGAAAGAGGUGACGCAGCCGUUUGGUCAGCCACACGCACUGCAGUCGUCUUGGGAGCGGGAGUCGCCGGUGCGUUGGCAGGUCCUGCCGGAGCUGUUGCCGCAGCAACCGCUGCUGGCGCUGCUGCCGAUCUUACCUUUUACGCCAAUGGAGAGCCACAGUUGCACGGUAUCGCCCGGGUAAUCAAGACUCCCAGAAAAUCCCUUUCUUGGCUUGCGGCAGGCAUCAACGUGUUGGGCGAUGGAUGCCUUGGCGUCAGCCUUGGUGUCAGCGCUGGGCUCGGCGUGAUUGGGCUCAACGGAAGCGUAUUGGAAGAGCAGUUGACUAAUGUUGCCAUGAACGGCGCAUUUUUGGCGUGGACCACUUUCAAUUCCGCCGGAACAGAAAAUCGAAAUGCCAAACGGAAACGUGCAGCAACAGCGACGCCGGGAACCUCGGAUGAUUCGACAGAAAGGCCAAAGCGGCCCAAAACUAAUGGCAACCAGCAGGAAAUGAUUGUAGCUAUCGACGAAAACUCGCAUCAAGCCAUCAGUGGAUCAUCAGGAGUUACAGAAAUCCGGAUAAAUCUUGCGGAAAGAAUGCUUCUAUCGGCCAUAGGAACGGGAAUAAGUGCGGAUCCGAGGCGCACAUCUCUGGAGGCCGUUUUUCAAGAGUCUCGUUUACAGCAAAGUUACUCCAUUGUAACGAACACCUUGGCCUCAUCUGAACGAGCUCCAACAUUUCACAGAUCGGCAACUCUUGAGAAAAAAACAUGUUUUAGUGGGAAACACAGCGCAGAAGCUGUGGCUGAAAUUGAAAUUCAACGACUUCAAGGUUUCUCUAAUUCGUAUGGCGGACUGAGUAACAACGAUCCGAAUUUUAAUAGGAAUUUUUCUGUUGGUCUACGUUGCGAUGAGGACGAAGAAGAGGAUGCGGAUGAAGAUAUUUUGUCAACCAACUUAAGUACUAGUAAAAAUGGUAACUGCAUUAGUUCUAAACAUGCAGUGAAGACAAAAAGGCCGAAUGGAAGCAUGCGUGCAAACAGCAUGAGUUCUAAGCGUAAUCGUAAAGAACGUUACAGCUGUCAAGUCUGCCGUAAAAUGUUCCCGACACCUAGCAAUUUAGCUGCCCAUUUUAGGAUCCAUUCGGGAACGAAACCUUUUAAAUGUGACCUCUGUUCCCGGUCAUUUCGCCAGAAAAUUCAUUUACAGAGUCAUAUGCGUAGCAUUCACAAGAUCAUAGUUGACAAGUGAUUCAGUUAAAUUUUAUUGAUACUGACGAUCAAUUAAUUGAUCUACCUAAAAAUACUUGCUUCCAAAAACGUUCAUACAUUGAUCCUCUUUAACAUUUCACCAUAUGUUCCUGGAAACUUGCACUCGUGUUAACAUGUGAAAAU
Daphnia pulicaria is the source of this 2215-nucleotide messenger RNA. RefSeq names its product zinc finger protein 770-like. The record is from RefSeq and is a predicted model, not a curated record. The coding region runs from base 747 to 2072 and encodes 441 amino acids. The transcript has 6 exons. Gene Ontology annotation, cellular component: nucleus. NCBI's taxonomy places the organism in Eukaryota, Metazoa, Arthropoda, Branchiopoda, Diplostraca, Daphniidae.